UCCAAUUUUUACUGGAAUGAUUUUUCAAAUCAAACACAAACUUUAUCUCCAAUCACUUGGAGUGUUUUUCCAAUAAAAUUGAUAUAAAUUCACCUAAUCCUCACACCAGCCUAGUCUAUCUAAACCCACAAGCAUGUUAAGACUAGUUAUUCUAGCCACGUGCUUAACCCUUGGCCAUUUUGCCGACCAUGACACUUUCAAAAACUGCUCCCGUGUGGAAUUUUGCAAUACGUUACGAAACCGCCAACCCUUUGACAAAUACGCAGUCGACCCCUCAACCAUCACAAUCGACGACAAUGGCAGCGUAAAAAUGACUCUAAAAGCAAAAAAAGGCUCCGACCUCCAACUGGAACUCCUGGCCCUAGUCGACCGUACCUUCCGCCUGCGAAUAAAAGAAACAGCUUCGACACGAUACGAACUCCACGACGUUCUGGUCGCCGAGCCCCAACUAGCCCAGUAAGUUGCAGUACUGGGAUAUGUACCACCUAAGCAAGCUUCCAGCAACAAGACAAUUACGUGACCAUCCAAGUUGGCGAGACCACCGCCCAGAUUUUCUACGAGCCGUUCGUUGUCAACUUCUACCUGGUGCAAGUGCACCAGGUGGUGAUUGACUAAUAAGAUUUUACAUUUGUCAAAAUUUUCGAUUUGAGAGCUUUUUCAAAUUGUUAUCGUCAUUUAUUUUGAAAAUUCAAGGCUAACUUGAUUUUUUUUAAAUGGUACAAAAGGUCAAAUUUAAUCAUUUUUAAAAGAUCAUUUUUUUCUGAAUUCAAUGAUGAAACAUGAUACCCACCUUUACUUUUAUUGAAAUGUCAAAAAAUAAAAAUUAAAAAAUUUUCUGGAAUAGUAAAACUAAGUUAGCUUUGAAAAUACGUUAUAGGCGAUAUCCGCAACUUGUCUUUUAGCCAAAAAUUAAACUUGGGUGCAAUAAUUAGUUAAAUAAUAGUACAUUUAAGUAAAACUGAGCGAAAAAAAUUCUCAUGUUGGUUUAUCAUGUAGACAGAAAGCCAAGAAGUUAGUGGAAAUCAGUUUGAACAUCGUUUGUAGCAUAAAAAUCAAGUAUUCCGUGUUUAAAAUUUCUUAAUUUAAACGUUAAAAGUGUUAUUUUAACAAUUAUUUUUAACUUUUACUUAUUUUUUGGUUAAUGAGCUAACGACAGAUAAAGACAACAUUUCCAAGGCUAACAAGAUUUUACAUUUUUCAAAAUUUUCGAUUUUUUUUAAGUUUCGAUUAAAUUAAGGUAUGCAUGUGUAAUACCAUAGAACUCAGAAAGAAAUGCUCUUCUCAAAAAUAUUAAACUUGACCCUUGUUGCUGUUUAAAAAAAAUCAAGUUAGCCUUGUAUCUGAAGAACAAAUGGAGAUAGAAAUUUAAUAAACAUCUGAAACGAUACAAUUUAAGCAUAUACCAAAUUUUAAUAAGUUUAUCAUAAAAUAACAAAAAAGUGGCAUUAUUUUGUUUUUUUAUUAUCUGUAACUUGUUUUUGAGCGAAAAUGACGAAAUCUUUGCUUAUUCUGCAAAAUAUUUCAUCAAUUUUCAUUAAAUUUAUUAUGGUUUCGGAUGAGGAACACACUUAUUUUGCCAAAUUUUAUAAAAAAAAUAAUAUAAAAAGUAAAUAAUAAUAAUAAACAAAUAAUUAUGGAAUCUAUCGUAGUAAUAAAAAAUUAGGCUACCUGGUACAAUGUGUUUUUAAAUGAUUCUCGAAUCUAGUUAACUAUCUUUUGUUUUCUUUCUUCUUUGUUCAGUCUUUUUGGCUUACAUUCACUACCUUUCUUAAAAUUUCUAUACUUCUGUCAUCUUUAAUUUAAUUUAAUUUAAUACAUAAAAAAACAUUUCAUAAAAGAAAAAAAUAUUUAUUUCAAAGAAACAAAAACUAAAUAUACAGAGUCGCUAAAAAGUAUGGAUACAGUUAAAUAUUUUCAGAACGGUUUAACAGAAAACCUUGAAAUUUGGGGAACAGUUCAAGUGUUUAAAUUCUAUCAUUUGAGAGCUUUUUCAAAUUUUUAUCGUCAUUUAUUUUGAAAAUUCAAGGCUAACUUGAUUUUUUUUAAAUGGUACGAAAGGUCAAAUUUAACCAUUUUUAAAAGAUCAUUUUUUUCUGAAUUCAAUGACGUAAAAUAAUACCCACCUUUACUUUUAUUGAAAUGUAAAAAAAUAAAAAUUCAAAAAAUUUCUGGAAUAGUAAAACUAAGUUAGCUUUGAAAAUACUGUUAUUAACGAUGUCUGUCACUUAUAUAAUAGCCAAAAAUUAAACUUGGGUGCAAUAAUUAGUUUAAAAAUAGUACAUUUAAGUUAAAAUGAGCGAAAAAAAUUCUCAUGUUGGUUUAUCAUGGAGACAGAAAGCCCAGAAGUUGGUGGAAAUCAGUUUGAACAUCGUUUGUAGCAUAAAAAUCAAGUAUUCCGUGUUUAAAAUUUCUUAAUUAAAACGUUAAAAGUGUUAUUUUAACAAUUAUUUUCAACUUUUACUUAUUUUUUGGUUAAUGAGCUAACGACAGAUAAAGACAACAUUUCCAAGGCUAACAAGAUUUUACAUUUUUCAAAAUAUUCGAUUUUUUUUAUGUUUCGAUUAAAUGAAAGUAUGCAUGUGUUAAACCAUUGAACUCAGAAAAAAAUGCUCUUCUCAAAAAUAUUAAAUUUGACCCUUGUUGCUAUUUAAAAAAAAUCAAGUUAGCCUUGUAUCCGAAGAACAAAUGGAGAUAGAAAUUUAAUAAACAUCUGAAACGAUACAAUUUAUAUACUCUUAAGCAUAUACUAAAUUUUAAUAAGUUUAGCAUAAAAUAACAAAAAAGUGGCAUUAUUUUGUUUUUUAUUAUCAGUAACUUGUUUUUGAGCGAAAAUGACGAAAUCUUUGCUUAUUCUGCAAAAUAUUCAUCAAUUUUCAUUAAAUUCAUUAUGGUUUCGGAUGAGGAACACACUUAUUUUGCCAAAUUUUAUAUAAAAAAAUAAUAUAAAAAGUAAAUAAUAAUAAUAAUAAUAAACAAAUAAUUAUGGAAUCUAUCGUAGUAAUGAAAAAUUAGGCUACAUGGUACAAAUGAUUCUCGAAUCUAGUUAACUCUGUAAUUGGUUUACAUAUAAAAAAAUUGAGCAGAGCACUCAAUUGUCAAUAAAUGUCAAGUAUGUCAGUUGAGAAAUUCAAUUAAAUUCUUUUAAAUAUUUCGUCAAAAUGCUACACCGUGUAAGAAAACACUUUUAUUAUCGAUGUUUAUUUCCGAACUGGAGACUUUGUCUAAAUGCCUAUCAUUAGUUAUAUGAAGCGGCAUUUUCUUAUUUUACAUGAGAAAUUCACAGACGACUAGAUGACAAUCAUUUAAAAAAAUCAAGUUAGCCUUGUAUCCGAAAAACAAAUGGAGAUUGAAAUAUAAUAAACAUCUGAAACGAUACUCUUAAGCAUAUACCAAAUUUUACUGUAUAGAAUUAACAAAAAAUACUUCAAUAAUUUUUGUCUUCUAUCUCGUAUAAUCUAUUUUCUAUUUUUUCUAUCCUCUGUUUGUUUUAUAUGUUAUCUUUAUUUUAUAUUUUUCAUUAUUUGUUCUAUUUUCUAUUAUAAUUUCUAUUCUUUUUUCACUUGGGAUUUAUUUUACGAUUAUGAAUUUUUAUGGUUCGUUCGUUUGACUUUUUGGGCUUCUUUUGGUCAUAAAUGUUAUCAAAAUCUAGUGAUAAAAACCAGAUAAUGAUGUAUUUGUUAGUUAGGUUUUUGAAAUGAUUUUGUUUAGGAAAACAAUUACGAAAAACCUGUUCACAUUAAUCUUAACUUGUAAUUAUUUUGUUCAAUAUAUAUUUUUACUUUUUGCAA
This is a messenger RNA of Tribolium castaneum (red flour beetle), 3788 nucleotides long. RefSeq lists its product as uncharacterized. The record is from RefSeq and is a predicted model, not a curated record. Lineage: Eukaryota; Metazoa; Arthropoda; Insecta; Coleoptera; Tenebrionidae. The transcript is spliced from 3 exons. Bases 134 to 460 code for a protein of 108 amino acids.